This is a messenger RNA of Trichogramma pretiosum, 3255 nucleotides long. RefSeq names its product RNA cytidine acetyltransferase-like. The transcript has 2 exons. The coding region runs from base 139 to 3147 and encodes 1002 amino acids. NCBI's taxonomy places the organism in Eukaryota, Metazoa, Arthropoda, Insecta, Hymenoptera, Trichogrammatidae. The record is from RefSeq and is a predicted model, not a curated record. Gene Ontology annotation, biological process: rRNA acetylation involved in maturation of SSU-rRNA. Gene Ontology annotation, molecular function: ATP binding; tRNA binding; 18S rRNA cytidine N-acetyltransferase activity. Gene Ontology annotation, cellular component: 90S preribosome; nucleolus.
GGCCUCGUUCAGUCUAGUCUGUCUGUGUAGUGUGAGCAGUCACCACGCAACUCAUUGGCUAUCACGAACACGUGGAGUUGUAUAACCUCUCAACACAGUUUACUCGUUAAAAGUGGAAAUUACAAACAAUUUUUCAUAAUGUUGUUCGAGGACAUAGAUCGUCGGAUAAAAAUUUUUAUCGAGGAUGGCGUUGCAAGUGGACAAAGAACAAUCUUUGCCAUUCUUGGUGCUGACGCCAGUGAAGCAAUUGUUUACUUGAAUCACUUUCUCAUCAAGUCGCCGGGUUUCGAAAAGACGUGUACAAAUAUAUUAUGGUGCUGCAAAAAACAUCCGGAUCCACAUAAGAAGCUAAUAAAUAAUAUCAAAGCUGGCAAGUUAGACACCGAAUCUCUAAGUGAUUCGGAAUCAUUCAAAGUAUCAUUCAAAAUUCGCUAUCAUCAGUACAGCAGUAGCACUAAAGUAUUGGGAAGUACAUACGAUAUAUGUGUGUUAGACGAUUUUAACGCUCUUACACCAAAUUUAUUGGCAAGAACAGUGGAAACCGUUCAAAGUGGUGGAAUUGUUGUGUUACUAUUAAGUAGUGUAAAAAAUUUGGAGCAAUUCCAUACAAUGGAUAUGGAUGUGCAUCGUAGAUUUAAGACAGAAUCCCAUAAAAAAAUCACUCACCGAUUCAAUAAAAGAUUUUUACUGUCCUUAACUGAUUGCAAGCGGUGUCUAAUUUUAGAUAUUGUGAAAGGAAAUGAGAAGAAGAAAUUACAGUUGUUGUCGGAAACUUCUCACAACAUUUCUAAAAAACCAAGUAAACCAUUAAUUCCUGAUACAUCAGAACUAGAUAUGCUUAAACAAAGUUUAGAAGAUACUCCAUCUGUUGGUUCUAUUGUCAAAUGUUGCAAAACAGUGGAUCAAGCUAAAGCUUUGCUAAAACUCAUUGAAGUUAUCUCUGAAAAAACAUUCAAAUCAACAAUAUCUUUGACGGCUGCCAGAGGACGUGGUAAAUCAGCUACUUUAGGCUUAGCUAUUGCUGGUUCAAUAGCAUUUGGGUAUUCAAAUAUUUUCAUUACGAGUCCAGGUCCAGAAAACCUCAAAACUGUUUUUGAAUUUAUUUUCAAAGGUUUUGAAGCAUUAAAUUAUCAAGAAAAUAGGGAUUACAAAUUCAUCCAAUCAACAAAUCCAGAAUUUGAUAAUGCUAUUAUUAGAGUUGAUGUGUUUAGAGAACAUAGACAAUCAAUUCAGUAUAUACAUCCUAUGGAUGCAAAAGGUAAACUAACCAUGGCUGAAUUGUUAGUGAUUGAUGAAGCAGCUGCUAUUCCAUUGCCUCAAGUAAAAGCCAUGCUGGGGCCUUACUUGAUUUUUAUGGCUUCAACCAUUAAUGGAUAUGAGGGCACGGGUCGUUCUUUAACUCUAAAACUCAUUCAACAACUUCGUAAUCAAACAAUUCAAAUUAAUUCUGAUAACAGAGCUAAACUCAUGACUGGCAGGAGUUUGAUUGAACUUAAUUUAGAGGAACCAAUUAGAUACAAAUCUGGAGACAUGAUUGAAAAAUGGUUGUACGAUUUGUUAUGUUUGGAUAGUAUUUCAGCUGCACCUAAGAUCUCUUCCGGAUGCCCUAAACCAGAUGAUUGUCAACUCUAUUACGUCAAUAGAGAUACUUUGUUUUCAUAUCACAAAGCAUCAGAACAUUUCCUGCAGAGAAUGAUAGCAUUAUGUGUUUCUUCCCAUUAUAAAAAUAGUCCAAAUGAUUUACAGAUGUUAGCAGAUGCCCCGGCUCACCAUUUAUUCUGUCUAUUAGGGCCAAUUGAACCUAAUCAAAAAAGUCUUCCAGAAAUUUUAGUAGUGAUUCAGGUUUGUUUAGAAGGAAACAUUGGAAAAAAUACAAUUAUGAACGGAUUGGGAAGAGGUCAAAGAGCUGACGGAGAUCUUAUUCCAUGGAAAGUAGCAGAGCAAUUUCAAAAUUUUGAAUUUCCGCAACUAAGUGGAGCCAGAAUAGUUCGCAUUGCUACACAUCCUGACUAUCAAAAGAUGGGAUAUGGUAGUAAGGCUGUGGAACUUCUAAGAUAUUAUUACAAAAUGUCAUUUCUAAAUUUAGACAUUGAUGACGAAAAAGAAUCUGAGGUUCAGAAAACAAAGGACAGUAAAAAUUCAUUACCACCCUUGCUAUCAAAGUUAUCUGAACGUACACCAGAGCCUGUGGCUUACUUAGGAGUUUCUUUUGGAGUAACAGAGCCAUUGAUUAAGUUUUGGAAGCGUGCAAAAUUUGUUCCUAUUUAUUUGAGACAAACAGCUAAUGAUAUCACUGGAGAACAUACUUGCAUAAUGUUAUCGAAUCUACAAGAGGAAUCUAACAACUGGCUUGAUGUCUUUUGGAAAAGUUUUCGUCGUAGAUUCCUGAUCUUAUUAGCUUCAGCUUUCAGAGAUUACCCUCCAUCACUUGCUCUUUUAAUAUUAACCAAUCAUAAUAUUGAUACAGAGAGUAAAACUUUAGAAAGAUUUGUGGUAGAUUCAUAUUUUACCCCAUACGACAUUCAACGAUUGGAAAAAUAUGGAAAUAAUAAGGUUGAUUAUCAUUUAAUCAUGGAUCUAGUACCAUCAAUAGCACAUCUGCACUUUUUAAACCUAAUGGGAAAUUUUGACUUCAUUCAAGAACAGUGGUCUAUUCUUCUAUGUCUAGGGCUGCAAUUUAAAACUAUUGAUCAAAUAGCUGCUAACUCAAAACAAGGUGCAGGUCAAAUUCUUGGAUUAUUUAAUCGUAUCAUAAUGAAAAGUACCAAAUACUUGACGAACAUAAUUAGUGAAGAUGUAAGCAGUAAAAUUAAAGAAUUGAAUGUCAAGAAUGAUACUUUCCAAGUUAAUGUUCAAAAUGGCACAGAUAUGUAUCGUGAGUUAGACAUGGCCGAUGAGGCAUUGAAAAAGAAGCAAAAAGCAGAGCUUAAAAAAUUGGAAUCAGAAGCUUUGCAAGAAUAUGCUAUCAAAGGUAGCGACAAGGAUUGGUCAAAUGCUUUAAACUCGAGUAAGGGUAGUAAAAAUUUGUUAUCCGUUAAAAGUUCUGAAGAACCUGUUGUAAGUGAAGAAAAAUCAAAAUAUUCUACCCCAGACAAAAAUUUAUUUAAAAAAAAAAAAGGAAAAAAACGAAACCAUAGCUCUGCAUAAAAAUUUUUUUCAGUUUCAUACUGCAGGAACCAUACUUAUAUUUUAGUUAAUUUUUAUAAUUGUAAAUAUUGUUAUAUAUUGCUGUAAAUAUACAACUUUUUAUAAUAA